AGGGGGAGCUCUCUCCGGUUUCUGUCCGCUGAUGGUGAUGGAGGCUCGGAUGGUGAUGCGCGGAGCUGCUGCCGCUUUGGUCCGGCCGUGAUGGACCCAUUUGACGGUCCCGGUUCUCCCCGACACGAGGAGCAGGAGGAGGCGGGGCGCGCGGAAAGCCGCAGCCGGUGGGCCCGCUUCUCCUCCUGGUUGGAGUGCGCGUGCGUCGUUACGUUCGACUUGGAGCUCGGACAAGCAAUUGAGCUGGUUUAUCCUCAAGAUGUGAAGCUGACAGAGAAAGAGAAAACCAGCAUCUGCUACCUGUCCUUCCCUGACUCAUACUCAGGGUGCCUUGGGGACACUCAGUUUAGCUUCCGCUUCCGUCAGUCUGUCGGUCGCCGAACAUCAAGGCUCAGAGACGACCUUUACAACCGUGACGCUCCCGUCACACUGCAGAGAGAAACGGCGCAUUUCUUCGGUUACGUCUACUUCAGACAAGUGAAGGACGUCUCUGUGAAGAGGGGCUACUUCCAGAAGUCCCUGGUGCUGGUGUCCAGGUUGCCAUACACUCACCUGUUCCACUCGCUGAUGCAGACCAUUGCACCUGAGUUCUUUGAGAAGCAUGAGCCCUGCCUUGAAGCAGUUUGUAACGAGAUCGACCAAUGGCCUUCACCUGUACCUGGGCAGACCCUCAACCUGCCCGUAAUGGGUGUUAUCUUACAGGUGAGGAUUCCUUCUAAAUUCGACAAACCUGGGGGAAGUCCGUUGCGACAGACGGCUAAAGAGAACCUGCUGCCGGCGCCGACCCUCCUGCCCACCAUCCACGAGCUGGACCUGUUUAAGUGUUUCCAGUCCAUUCUAAUCCACCUGCAGAUGCUCUGGGAACUUACCUUGCUCGGGGAGCCGCUUGUCAUUAUGGCUCCAUCUCCCACUGUUUCUUCGGAAACAGUCCUGGCUCUCAUCAGCUCCAUCAGCCCUCUGAAGUUCUGCUGCGACUUCCGACCCUAUUUCACCAUCCAUGACAGCGAGUUCAGGGAGUACACCACCAGGACGCAGGCGCCACCAAGCGUCGUGCUGGGCGUCACCAACCCGUUCUUCAUCAAGACGUUUCAGAGCUGGCCUCACAUCGUCCGGCUGGGAGAGGUCAAGAUGGCAGGUGAUUUACCGAAGCAGGUGAAGGUGAAGAAACUUUCUAAGCUGAAAACGCUUGACACCAAACCAGGAAUCUACACGGCUUACAAGACGUUUCUGCACAAGGACAAGAUCCUGAUUAAGAGGCUGCUGAAGGGGAUCCAGAGGAAGCGGCCGUCGGAGGUGCAGAGUGCCAUCCUGAGGCGACACCUGUUGGAGCUCACGCAGAGUUUCAUUAUCCCCCUGGAACGCUACAUGGCGAGUCUGAUGCCCCUGCAGAGAUCCGUUACGCCCUGGAAGACGCCGCCUCAGAUCCGCCCCUUCAGUCAGGACGAGUUCCUGUCCACAUUGGACCAUGCGGGCCCGCAGCUCACCUCUCUGCUUAGAGGUGAUUGGAUAGGACUGUACAGGAAGUUCUUCAGGUCUCCGAACUUUGACGGCUGGUACCGUCACCGCCACCGAGAGAUGACACAGAAGUUAGAGAGUCUCCACCUGGAAGUUAUCUGCGAUGCGGACCUGCUGGGAUGGACCAAAGACAAGUCUGAGGUGGAGGUUGUGGAUCUGAUUCUGAAGCUCAGAGAGAAGCUGAUUAAAGCUCGACGUCAGCAGCUGCAGCUCAGAGACGGUGUGAUGGACAAACUCGACUCUUUCAUCGCCUCCAUCAUCAGCUCGCUGCCUGCCGACCUGCAGAGUGUGCUUGGCACAGGCGCGUCACCGUGACGACAGCUAACCCCACAGCCAGGACGCACGCUUGUGUUCAUCAGCAUCUUCACACUCCACAGAAAAACCAACAUCGGCUCAAAUCUUCAGUUUUUGGAAUAUUUAAAUUUUAUUUAAACUUUAUUACCUGUCUCCAUCGAGCUGCUGCUCUGAUGUUUUGGUUUCUCUGACGGUGGAAUCAGGCUGUUUGUGUUUCACAGAAGUCGUAUUUUUCUAUCAUCUCCACAAACGGAAUGUAACACUAAGAAUGAAGCUCCACUUUCUGUUUGUUUGUAAACCUUUAUUUUGAAAUUAAAGUCUGAGCACUUCCUGU
Messenger RNA from Pelmatolapia mariae (spotted tilapia), 2143 nucleotides. RefSeq names its product DENN/MADD domain containing 6B (gene dennd6b). Gene Ontology annotation, molecular function: guanyl-nucleotide exchange factor activity. NCBI's taxonomy places the organism in Eukaryota, Metazoa, Chordata, Actinopteri, Cichliformes, Cichlidae. The coding region runs from base 91 to 1830 and encodes 579 amino acids. Gene Ontology annotation, cellular component: recycling endosome. The record is from RefSeq and is a predicted model, not a curated record. The transcript is spliced from 20 exons.